GAAAACUUUCCGGGCGUUGGCUAGCGGAGUACGGCAUAUCGUUGUCACCUUACGCAGUAGGAUAAAACCACAAUCUUUCCUGGAGAAGCGUUUAUACUACGUUUUCAAAUAUUCUACACACUCCUACCCUUAAAAUACCCCGAAAAUGGCCACCGACGCGCCAGCAGCAGCGCGCAAAUGUUUGGGUUGCGACAACGAGGCGAGCUCGCUACAGUGCCCAAAUUGCCAGAAGAUUGGCAAAGAGAGUUUCUUCUGUUCACAAGACUGUUUCAAGCGUAACUGGGCCGAACACAAGAAGCUCCACAAGUCGCAAAGUAGUAUUCUCCAAAACUUCUUCACACCAAAGGUCGUUUCUCACCCGGAUCCAGCUACCGGUCACUUCAACCCCUUCCCACAAUUCUCCUUCACUGGAAGCCUCAGACCCGUAUACCCACUGUCGCCUCGACGAGAGGUCCCCGCGAGCAUACAACAUCCAGACUACGCAGAGAAGGGCAUCCCAUACUCGGAGCAGAAGAUCAUUGGCAGGCACAAUGUGAAGGUCCUCACACCUAAAGAGCAGGAUGGAAUGCGCACGGUGUGCAGAUUGGCGCGCGAGGUUCUCGACAUUGCCGCCAGGGCUGCGAAGCCUGGUGUUACGACCGACUACAUCGACGAGAUCGUUCACAAGGCCUGCUUAGAGCGAGACUCCUACCCGUCGCCUCUUAACUACUGCCACUUCCCCAAGUCUGUUUGCACGUCACCAAACGAGGUCAUCUGCCACGGCAUUCCCGAUCAGAGAGUCCUGAAAGAUGGCGAUAUUCUGAACAUCGAUGUCACCCUUUAUCACGGCGGCUUCCACGGCGAUUUGAACGAGACAUACUACAUUGGCGACAAGGCAUUGGCGGAUCCUGAUUCCGUGCGCGUUGUAGAGACAGCACGUGAGUGUCUCGAUAAGGCCAUCGAUAUCGUCAAGCCGGGCAUGCUCUUCCGUGAUGCUGGUAACAUCAUUGAGGCGCAUGCGAAGACCAAGAAGUGCAGUGUGAUCAAGACCUACUGCGGCCACGGCAUCAACCAACUUUUCCAUUGCGCUCCUAAUGUUCCACAUUAUGCCAAGAACAAGGCUAUCGGGCAAGCAAAACCUGGACAAUGCUUCACUAUUGAGCCCAUGAUCAGUCUAGGUACCUGGAGAGACAAGACCUGGCCUGACGACUGGACCAGUGUUACACAGGACGGCACUCGGACUGCGCAGUUUGAACAUACUCUUCUUGUUACCGAAGAUGGUGUCGAGAUUCUUACUGCAAGGCUUCCAGAUUCCCCCGGAGGCGCUGUGCCAAUGCCAGUUGCCAAUGGCGAGGCUGCUUGAAUGGCGAUUACAGAGCGUCCGCGAACAUUCUUCUGAGGUUUGACAUAAGCAUCAUGAUAUCCCCCAACUCCGUGCAUGGCAAUAUGUAGUUGAAUUAAGCUCGCAUUAGCCUGUUCAAUUACCGGGCUUUCUGUUUGGACUAUUGUGUAACGGAUAUAGACAUCUUGAAACUGAAUAGACGAACCGAAACGAAACGAAAUGAUGAAAGCUUGUCGUUCAACGUACAU
Messenger RNA from Aaosphaeria arxii CBS 175.79, 1569 nucleotides. RefSeq names its product methionine aminopeptidase 1. The record is from RefSeq and is a predicted model, not a curated record. Bases 146 to 1342 code for a protein of 398 amino acids. NCBI's taxonomy places the organism in Eukaryota, Fungi, Ascomycota, Dothideomycetes, Pleosporales. Gene Ontology annotation, molecular function: metalloaminopeptidase activity. The transcript has 4 exons. Gene Ontology annotation, biological process: proteolysis.